Messenger RNA from Sceloporus undulatus (fence lizard), 1176 nucleotides. RefSeq lists its product as uncharacterized. Bases 244 to 1104 code for a protein of 286 amino acids. The record is from RefSeq and is a predicted model, not a curated record. The transcript is spliced from 3 exons. NCBI's taxonomy places the organism in Eukaryota, Metazoa, Chordata, Lepidosauria, Squamata, Phrynosomatidae.
CAUCACCAAGAAGACCCUGCCCCAGAAGCCCCUCCGGCUCAUCAGCCCCCCCCAGUCUGGGACAUCCCUUGGAUGGGGGCCAGUGUCCCUUCUGCCAGGGAGGGGCUGCCCCUGUGGGAGUGGGAUUGUGACAUCAGGGAGGAGGAGGAGGAGGAGGAGGAGGCCAGAGUCCCUUGAGAAAGAGGAGGAGGAGGAUCAGCCUCCCAGCCAGGAGGGCCCCAGCACCCCCGAUGCCAUCCAAACAUGGGCAGCACCAAGCAGGGGCCAGCCCCAAAAGAGCCCCCCAGCCCCCCUUCGGCCCCCGUGGUCUGCAUGCCAGGCCCCGGGGAGAAGGUGGCGCAUGACUUCCAGAUGCUGGUGCAGAAGGUGGGGGGCCGGCCUGAGGUGCUGCUGAUCGGGGAGACACUGGAGGGCCAGGACAUCCACAGCAUGAUGGCCGCCUUCGUCCAGGACCUCUUCUCGGCCCCCUGCCAUCCGGUCCCCCCCGGGGAGGCCCUCAAGGAGCCCUGUGGCGUCCCCUGCACCCUCGGGGGCAAGCGCUGCCAGCUCAUCUUCUUCCUCUGCCGGGCCUCCUGCCUGAAGGGCAAGCAGAACGAGCUCCAGAGGGUCCUCAAGGAGGUCAAGAAGGUUGUCCAGCGCCACCCCUGUGCCCUGGUGGGGGUCAUCAUGGAGCCCACCCAGGGGGAGGCCGAAGCCGCCCGGGCCCAGCUCCUCCGCGUCCUCCGGGGGGUCUUCCCCAAAGGCCAGGGGGCCCACAAGAAAGGCCAGAAGGACACCGCGGAGACUGGCACCCUGGAGCUGGAAGACAUCGAGGUGGAAGCGGAGGUCUAUGUCCCUGGACAGCCAAGGGGCAAGCUGGCCAUCAUGAAGGCGGCCUGCCGGGCCUCGGAAGCACUGGCCCAGUCCAGAGGUUUGCCUGAGGCGGAGGUGGUCUCUAAGGAUCCGCUAACCGUUGCAGGUUCCUCUUGUCUCCGGAGGCUCCUCAAAGGCCUGGUGGGCACCGCUUGUCUGGUGGGCACCUCCUCUGUCGCCUUGUGGUACCUCUGCCAAUACGGCCUCCUUCCUCCCGACUGGGCGGCCCCCGUCUGCGCAGUAUUCCCCUGAGGCAGAUGGAAAGCGGACGGGAAGGUCAUCUUCAUCUGCCCUGGAAAAUAAAGCCACCUGCUGCCUGCCGCA